Molecule: messenger RNA, 6301 nt
Organism: Gadus chalcogrammus (walleye pollock)
Lineage: Eukaryota; Metazoa; Chordata; Actinopteri; Gadiformes; Gadidae
Product: NACHT, LRR and PYD domains-containing protein 12-like
Exons: 20
Coding region: 366-4922 (1518 amino acids)
Molecular function (GO): protein binding
Source: RefSeq, a predicted model, not a curated record
AACGCGCCCGUCGCCUGGAACGCGUCUAUACGUUGACUUUGUAUGGAAGUUGCGCCGCCCCUUCGCUUUUGGUGUGAACGCGCCAUUACUUUAGUUUCACUAUUCACAUAAACGAUGUGACGCAGUUAGCUGUGAUUCAAAGCUCUUCCUCUUUCUGAUCUGUCUGCCAUAAGGACCCAAGCAGCUCAAUCUUUACUUUCAGAACCUUUGUUAAUGUUCUGUCUCGCUUCUAAACACUUCUCUGUUAUUUGGUGAACACCUAAAUCUCUUUAUUCUCUCCUUUCCUUGCAUUUGUUAUUCUAUAUUUCCAUUCAACACGGGCAGCACACGUUUCGUCACGGAAAAGAUAAGGUCUCCAGUCUACUAUGGAUGAGGAGAGAGAGGAGGGGGCUCCUACCUCUAAAACCACCCUGUCUGGGGAACAUGGCCGCCAGAACAAAGCUAAGAGCCCAGAGCAGCGGGAGAGAGCAGACUCCCCUGGACCCAGCUGUGUCUCCUUGAAGAGUGACCGGUCUAUGGAUUAUCCUUCUAACUUUAGAGAUGGAAAUCAGUCUAUUGAGAAGAGAUUCCAGCAGGAGAGAGCAGACUCCCCUGGACCCAGCUGUGUCUCCUUGAAGAGCGACCGCUCUAUGGGUCAUCCUCCUAGACUUAAAGAUGGACGCUCCUCCAGAGAGGAAGGAGUCCAGAAGGAGAGAGCGGACUCCCCUGGACCCAGCUGUGUCUCCUUGAAGAGCAACUGGUCUAUGGAUUAUCCUCCUGACCUUAAAGAUGGACGCCCCUCCAGAGAGGAGAGGCGACCACAGGAGAGGUCAAAGGUUACCAGUGCUCAGUCUGUACAGCAGCAUCAAGCAGAGCUGAUCAAGAAGGAGAGAGCGGACUCCCCUGGACCCAGCUGUGUCUCCUUGAAGAGCGACUGCUCUAUGGGUCAUCCUCCUGACCUUAAAGAUAGACGCUCCUCCAGAGAGGAAGGAGUCCAGAAGGAGAGAGCAGACUCCCCUGGACCCAGCUGUGUCUCCUUGAAGAGCGACCGCUCUAUGGGUCAUCCUCCUGACCUUAAAGAUAGACGCUCCUCCAGAGAGGAAGGAGUCCAGAAGGAGAGAGCGGACUCCCCUGGACCCAGCUGUGUCUCCUUGAAGAGCGACUGCUCUAUGGGUCAUCCUCCUGACCUUAAAGAUAGACGCUCCUCCAGAGAGGAAGGAAGAGUCCAGAAGGAGAGAGCGGACUCCCCUGGACCCAGCUGUGUCUCCUUGAAGAGCAACUGGUCUAUGGAUCAUCCUCCUAGACUUAAAGAUGGACGCCCCUCCAGAGAGGAGAGGCGACCACAGGAGAGGUCAAAGGUUACCAGUGCUCAGUCUGUACAGCAGCAUCAAGCAGAGCUGAUCAAGAGGGCUGAGGAGAACGCACACGCUUUUCUAGACAAGGAGCUGAAGAAGCUCUGGAGGGAUCUCUUCUCAGAUUACCCACAAUGCUCGGAGAGUCAGAGGGAGAAGGAGGAGGAGGAUGAUAAGAACGAGGAGCAGAGGAGGCGCGCCAUAGAGGGAGUGGUAGACAUCACAAAGCUCUGCCUGAUGGAGAUGAACCAGGAGGAACUGGCCGACAAGCUGGGGAGUGGAGCUGUUGCGGUCCAGUGGCAACAUGAACUCAAGGCUCAUCUGAAGAAGAAGUUCCACUGUGUGUUUGAGGGAAUCGCUAGAGCAGGAGAGCAGAGACCUCUGAAUGAGAUCUACACAGAGCUCUUCAUCACAGAGAGAGGCAGUGGAGAGGUCAACAUGGAACAUGAGGUCAGACUGAUUGAAAAGGCAUCCAGGAAGCAAGCCAACGAGGAAACACCAAUCAGAUGUGAAGACAUCUUUAAACCUCUACCUGGACAAGAUAAACCAAUCAGAACAAUAAUGACAACCGGAGUGGCCGGCAUUGGUAAAACUCUCUUAACACACAAGUUCACUCUGGACUGGGCCGAAGGCAAAGCCAACCACGACAUAGACUUCACAUUUCUCCUCACUUUCAGAGAACUGAAUUUAUUGAAAGGGAAAGAGUUUAGCUUACUGGAACUUCUUCAUCAGUUUUCUGUUGAAACCGAAGAAUCAGGAAUCUACAGAUACGACCAUGACCAAGUAGUCUUCAUCUUGGAUGGUCUGGAUGAGUGUCGACUUCCUCUGGACUUCCAGAAUAACCCGAUCUGGACUGAUGUCACCGAACCGACCUCAGUGGACGUGCUGCUGACAAACAUCAUCAGGGGAGUCCUGCUUCCCUCUGCCCGCAUCUGGAUAACCACACGCCCUGCCGCAGCCAAUCAGAUCCCUGCUGAGUGUGUUGACAUGGUGACCGAGGUGAGAGGGUUCACCGACCCACAGAAGGAGGAGUACUUCAGGAAGAGAUUCAGAGAGGGGACAAUGGCCACCACAAUCAUCUCUCACGUCAAGAAAUCUCGAAGCCUCCACAUCAUGUGUCACAUCCCAGUCUUCUGUUGGAUCACUGCUACAGUUCUAGUGGACUUCUUCAAAACAUCCCAGAGAGGAGAAGAGGUGCCCAAGACCGUGACUCAGAUGUACAGCCACUUCCUGAGGGUUCAGUCCAUACAGGGGGACAGGAAGUAUCAUGGGCGAGCUGAAACCGAUCCACAAUGGAGUUCGGAGAGCAGGGAGAUCAUUGUUUCUCUGGGGAAACUGGCUUUUAACCAGCUGGAGAAAGGCCAGCUGAUCUUCUACGAGGCAGACUUGGCAGAGUGUGACAUCGAUAUCAGAGCAGCCUCAGUGUACUCAGGAGUGUUCACCCAGAUCUUUAAAGAGGAGUGUGGACUGCACCAGGACAGGAUGUUCUGCUUCAUCCAUCUGAGCAUCCAGGAGUUUCUGGCUGCCCUUUAUGUCUUUCUGUCCUUCAUCAACACUGGUGUCAACCUGCUCUCAGAAGAACAGCCAACCUCCAGGGAUGCUGAACUCCUCCUCCUCUACCAGAGUGCGGUGGACAAGGCCUUACAGAGUGAGAACGGACACCUGGACUUGUUCCUCCGCUUCCUCCUGGGCCUCUCUCUAGAGACCAAUCAGAUGCUCCUACAAGGUCUGCUGGGACCAAGAGGAAGUAAAUUACUGGACAAUCUAACAAAAAACGUUCAAUCGGGGCAGACAGGAAGGAGGUCACAAAUCAAUAACCAAAUAGUCCAUUACAUCAAGGAGAAGAUAGGUGGAGAUCUCUCUCAAGAGAGAAGCAUCAAUCUGUUCCACUGUCUGAAUGAGCUGAAUGACAGUUCUCUAGUGGAGGAGAUCCAACAGUACCUGUCAUCAGGAAGUCUCUCCACUGAAUCUCUCUCCUCUGCUCAGUGGUCAGCUCUGGUCUUCAUCGUACUGACAUCAGAAGAGCAGCUGGACGUGUUUUACCUGAAGAAAUACUCUGCUUCUGAGGAGGGUCUUCUGGGGCUGCUGCCAUUGGUCAAAAUCUCCAAAACAUCUCUGCUGAACAGCUGUAGGCUGUCAAAGAGAUGCUGUAAAGCUCUGGCCUCAGUUCUCAGCUCCAACUCCUCUAGUCUGAGAGAGCUCGACCUGAGUAACAAUGAACUGUUGAAUUCAGGAGUGAAGCUGCUCUCUGCUGGACUGGGGAGUCCACACUGUACACUGGAAACUCUCAGGCUGAAUUCCUGUGUUCUGUCAAAGGGAUGCUGUGCAGCUCUGGCCUCAGCUCUCAGCUCCAACUCCUCUCGUCUGAGAGAGCUCGACCUGAGUUCCAAUGAUCUGCAGGAUUCAGGAGUGAAGCUGCUCUCUGCUGGACUGGGGAGUCCACACUGUACACUGGAAACUCUCAGGCUGAUUGGCUGUCAUCUGUCAGAGCUAUGCUGUGAAGCUCUGGCCUCAGUUCUCAGCUCCAAAUCCUCUAGUCGGAGAGGGCUGGACCUGAGUUACAAUGAUCUGCAGGAUUCAGGAGUGAAGCUGCUCUCUGCUGGACUGGGGAGUCCACACUGUACACUGGAAACUCUCAGGCUGACCGGCUGUCAUCUGUCAGAGAGAUGCUGUGAAGCUCUGGCCUCAGUUCUCAGCUCCAACUCCUCUAGUCUGAAAGAGCUGGACCUGAGUACCAACGAUCUGCAGGAUUCAGGAGUGAAGCUGCUCUCUGCUGGACUGGGGAGUCCACACUGUACACUGGAAACUCUCAGGUUGUCUGGCUGCCUGGUCACACAGGAAGGCUGUGCUUCUCUGGCCUCCGCUCUGAGCUCCAACCCUUCCCAUCUGAGAGAGCUUGACCUGAGCUACAAUCACCCAGGAGACUCAGGAGCUGCGCUGCUCUCUGCUGGACUGGAGGAUCCACAAUGGAGACUGGACACUCUCAGUGUGGAGCACGGUGGAGUGUGGAGGCUGAAACCAGCUCUAGAGAAGUAUGCCUGUGAACUCACACUGGACCCAAACACAGCCCACAGACAACUCUCUCUGUCUGAGGACAGCAGGAAGGUGACGCGGGUUAAAGAGAACCAGUCGUAUCCGGAUCACCCAGAGAGGUUUGACUACUGGGAGCAGGUGUUGUGUAGAGAGGGUCUGCCUGGCCGCUGCUACUGGGAGGUAGAGUGGGGAGGACGGGUUGUUAUAGGAGUGGCAUACAGAGGAAUGACAAGGAGAGGAGGGGGUAAUGACGGCGUGCUUGGAUGGAACAACAAGUCCUGGAGUCUUGAAUUUAAUGACGAUGCUGCUGCUGCUGUCUACACUGCCCUUCACAACGGUAGUAGAACAUCCACACGUCUCCCCCCCCCUCUCUCUAACAGAGUAGGAGUGUAUCUGGACCGGCCCGCUGGCUCUCUGUCCUUCUACAGAGUGUCCCCAGGUGGAGGGGGGUCCUCAGACACACUGACACACAUCCACACCUUCCAGGCCUCCUUCACCCAGGAGGUCCUCCUCCCUGGGUUUAGGUUAGAUAAGAGUGGUUCCUCAGCGUCUCUGUGAGUGUCCAUUGUAGAUACACAAACACACACACAGACCCAUGGAAAAGCACACACAUGUAGACAGUCAUAAACACACCCAAACCAACAAACACAUAUGUACAUAGAAAUUAACACACACGCACACACAAACAAACACAUCGUUCAUGACUAUAAACACACACAAGCACACACAAACAAACACAUCGCACUCUAUAAAUACACACACACGUACACAGGCUUAUUUACACACACACACACACACACACACACACACACACACACACACACACACACACACACACACACACACACACACACACACACACACACACACACACACACACACACACACACACACACACACACACACACACACACACACACACACACACACACACGCGCGCACACACAAACAAACAAACACAUCGUUCAUGACUCUAUAAACAAACACACACACAAGCACACACAAACAAACACAUCGCACUCUAUAAACACACACACACACACUUACACAGACUUAUUUACACACACACACACACACACACACACACACACACACACACACACACACACACACACACACACACACACACACGUACACAGAAUUAUUUACACAGACAUGCACUCACACACACACAUCCUUCAUGGAUCUAAACCCACAUCAGGUCUGUGUGCCGGUGGUAAGCAGCAGGUAACAUCAGUGUCUCUCGUGGUUCAUCUCUCAGCCCUCUCUGUGUUCAGCUGGGCUGCUGAGCGUCAGAUUAGAGGGGGCCGCUUGGGUCUGGGGGGUCCUCACAGUCCUGACGUUGUUGAGGACCAGCUGUUAGGGGGACGUUUGAAUACCUGUGGACCCAUGGACGUACCUGUAGUGCAUCGGGUUGUUGAGCAGCAGCUGUUGGUGCUCUGAGGGGUCAACCCGUUCAGUGGAAGUACAACACUUUGUGAUUGAUUUAAAUACUCCACUGAACUCCAAAUGCUGCAUUUUAUUGGGCUUCUGAAAGGUUCAGCAUAAACCAUGAAAGGAAGAUCUUCCUUUGGGUUAAGGAGUUUGUACAAAGAUUUACUUUCUAAUGUAAAAUAUGUUUUAAAUGUUUAUUGAGUGUUAUUUUACUACAUUAUUUUAUAUAUUUUCAACAUCGUUUUAAAGGAAUCCAAAAUCAGUUUAUAUUUUGCCAUGCCUGACAUGGAACGUGAUUUAAAGCAGAUUUAACAACAUAAUCAUGAAUGAUGAUAAGAGUUCUAUGGGAAAGGGUAACAAUGUUGUAAAUUACUUUCAACGGAUGAUCGUUUCUUUGUGUUCUUUUGGGAACAAGUCAACAUGUUCAGUCAUUAAAGAUGCCUUAUGAUUUGUAAUUGUUCAUAAAUCAUAAUGUUAAUAAACUACUCAGUGCGUCAAAUGAA